GCUCCCGCACGUCACUGCCGCGUGUCGCCAGGGCGGGGACACCGCCACCCAGCACAGCCCGCAGAGCUCUCCCCAUCCGUGCCGGGGACCCGCGCGGGACAGCAGCUGUCUCAGUGCCCUGGACACAGACAAUAACAGAUUGACCAGAUCCCAGCAGGAUGGCAACAGUCAAGGGUGUCUCAGCUUUCAGUGCUGAGCAAGAAGCACAGGCACUAAGGAAGGCCAUGAAGGGGCUUGGCACAGAUGAAGAUGCCAUCAUUGAGACCUUGACCAAACUGAACGUUUCCCAACGUCAGCAAGUUCUGAUCACCUACAAAAGCACUAUUGGCAGGGAUUUGAUUGAUGACUUGAAGUCUGAGCUGAGUGGGAAUUUUGAAAGGGUGAUCAUUGGUUUGAUGACUCCUACCACCAUGUAUGACGUGCAUGAACUGAGGAGGGCUCUGAAGGGAGCAGGGACAGAUGAAGGCUGCCUGAUUGAAAUCCUGGCUUCUCGCACCAACGCGGAGAUUCGGCACAUCAACGAGAACUACAAACUGCAGUAUGGCUCCACCCUGGAGGACGACAUUGUCUCUGACACAUCCUCCAUGUUCCGCAGGGUCCUCGUGUCCCUCGCCACGGGUAACAGAGAUGAGGGAACGUUUGUGGAUGAAACCCUUGCUCAACAAGAUGCUCAGUGCCUGUAUGAAGCUGGGGAGAAGAAAUGGGGAACAGAUGAGGUGCAGUUCAUGUCCAUCCUCUGCACAAGGAACAGGUGCCACCUGCUCAGAGUUUUUGAUGUGUACAGAGUGAUUGCUAAUAAGGACAUCACAGACAGCAUUAAAUCCGAGAUGUCAGGAGACCUUGAGGAUGCCUUGUUAGCUGUGGUAAAGUGCAUGAGGAAUAAACCUGCUUAUUUUGCUGAAAGAUUGUACAAAUCCAUGAAGGGCCUGGGCACCGAUGACAGCACGCUGAUCCGGGUGAUGGUGUCCCGUGCUGAGGUAGACAUGCUCUACAUCAGGAGGGAGUUCCUGGCCAUGUAUGGAAAAUCACUCCACUCCUUCAUUAAGGGAGACUGCUCAGGGGACUACAGGAAGGUUCUGCUCAGGCUGUGUGGUGGGGAGGAUUAAAGGAGGCCUGGGGAGCCUGCUGGGUGAUGGGAAGCAGCUGAUCACAGAACAGUUUCGGUUGGAAAGGAUCUUUAAGAUCAUCGAGCCCAAUCACGAUAAAGAUUUCUUCCUUUUAUUUUUUUUCCCCCAAAUGCCUUAUUAAUUACUCUAAUUAUUGACUUAGGUUAGUUCAUGCUCUGGUUAGAUAGUGGCCAUUCUGGCUGACCCUUUUGAUACACUUUGAUGCUUGGAUCACCCGUUUGCCUACUAACUGGGCUGGUGAAGCCCACCUAACACAGAAUGCUGGAACCAAAGGUAUAAAAGUGGUUUCCUGAGCAGCUGCCCCUCUGCUGUCGUGCUCACCAGCAAAAGGCAUCAACUAAAGCAAACCUGAGAGUGAGAGGCUGCACAGGGAAAAGCCAACCUCAUCGGUACACGGGGACUGCAGAACACGGCUUUGCUCCAGUUUUCCAGUAGAAUUAAAACACUAAGAAACCAAAUAUUUAAAUACAGAUUUGCAUAUUAACUUGCCUCUGUUAGUGUGGAGCAUUAACAGCCUGGCUGUGCUGUGUGUACAUGUUGCCUGUGAGUGGGGAAUUGUCACUGGUGACAUGAGAAAAACCUUCUUCUGCCCUGGUCGGAGCAGCCCUGUGGUUUUGGUCUGUCUGCUGGAUCAUGGAAAUAUAAAUAAUGUGGGUUAUGUUAUAAACCCUGCUCUGGAUCAAGUGAUGUCAUUGGAAUGGUGCCUUUUAAAGAAUGACCUGUCCCCAAAACCCCACCUCACCAGCCUGGUGCUGGGGCAGCUCCCCAGAUUUUCCUGGGACACACAUCUCCCCACACUGACUGACAGCUGCCCCAUGUCUCAGUCCCAAAAGGGACCCGUGUUUGUGCCUGGGCCUCUCGUGGAUGUCCCCAUCAGCCUCUGGGAGAGCCUUCUCCCCCAGACCCUACACACUGUUCACUGUUUUCCCAAAAAUGGGACUCUGCUUUGGCUCAGCAAUUGAUUUUUUACCGCUGGUGAAUAAAGGAUCAGCCUGAGGCUGCACUGGCAAAGCUCCGGCGCUGAGGUGGCUGCACCCCAAUUCCAUCCUCAUUUCCCUCUGAAACAGCAGCUCCUCCAGGCUGCUGCUGGCUGGAGUGUGAGAUACCUCUGCGGCCUCCAAUAACAUCAUUUUCUUUCUCUUUCUCUGGGCUGCCGGUGCACACACAUUCCUGAGUUUGGCCGGCAGAGGAGGCAGAGCUUUCAUCCAGCUCUUCCGAGGGGGAGAAGCCCAGCUCGGCACAGCAGAGGUGCUGCCCGCGGUGGGUUUCAGAGUUGGGAAAUGAAUAAAGAACUUGGUUCUGUA
This is a messenger RNA of Motacilla alba alba, 2431 nucleotides long. RefSeq names its product annexin A4 (gene ANXA4). Lineage: Eukaryota; Metazoa; Chordata; Aves; Passeriformes; Motacillidae. The record is from RefSeq and is a predicted model, not a curated record. Bases 159 to 1106 code for a protein of 315 amino acids. Gene Ontology annotation, molecular function: calcium-dependent phospholipid binding; calcium ion binding. Gene Ontology annotation, cellular component: cytoplasm. The transcript is spliced from 13 exons.